AUGUUAUUAAACAAUUGAAUUUUUUCAAAAUUGACAAUAAAUUGAUUCUACUGAUUUCUCAAGUACGUUUCUUUAUUGAGAUUCGAGCUUUGCCUUUGCAGCCUCGUGAUCAACAAUCAAGCCUCGAUUAUUUAAUUAAUAACUGAUAAGCCAUUACAACUUUAUAGUACACUAACUUGAUGGGUUAAUACAUUAUUAAAAUUCUAAGCUUAAGGAGUACGAAUUUCCAGCUCUAAAAAGUUCCAUGGGGAAGUCUACCAGAAUGAGCUUGGAAGUAUUUCUGAAGUUUAGAAAAGAGGGCAUUUGUAUUUCUAGUGGAAAAGAAAUCGAAAUACUUGCUGAUUUUGAGCAAGCAAAAUGGCAAUUUAGCUCCACUUUGAUGCAUGUUCUUGGAGAUUCUUUAUCUGGGUAUGUCUUAAUUAAGGUUGAAAACCUGAGAAAAAACAAAGGAAAUAACUGGAGUUUGGUUGGCUGAAAGCUUCGACAUUGAGCUUUAGGAAGGAUGAAAAGGCAGUGCUUUCCAAAAUGCAGAAUCGCCAGUAUAAUGGGUUGGCUUCAGAUUGUAUUGGGAGGGCUUGUAAUAGUAGUUAGUGUGUCAAAUUUUUUCAGGUUCUAUUCUGCUGGAUUUUUCUUGCAUAAUGAAGACAUAUGCAAACAUUUUUAUGCUGUGAUUCCUGAGAAUAAGGUUGUCGAUGAAGGGUUCGAUAUAAUAGCACUAUCGAAUCGAAUUGCUGAAGUGUUAAGCAAGAUGGACAGCUUACAAGAAAAGCUUGAGUUGGCAGUACUGCAAAUGGAGAAGAAGAAUGAGCUUUUAGACAAAACUACUAUUACAAGAUUGGAGCACAAGAAGUACUUGGAGCAGGAAGUGAUUAGGCCUCUUUACAGUGCUCAUAUUGCUCUUAGGCAGAUUCGUUUGCCUAAGCUUGAAGGACUUAGAAAUUCAACAAUGAAGGAAAAUCCUUUGAUCAACACUUUUGUCACUGAAGAGAUCAGGAAAUACAUAACCCCAAAAGAGAACAGAGUUGGAAAAAUCAAUAUAUAUGGGACUGAGAAGGUAUUAAAUACAAUUGGACAUUCAUGUGUUUUGAACAAGAAAGAGUUGGAGCAGUACAUGGAUUAUGACAUUGGAUCUUACUGCAAUGAUGACUGGAACUUAGCUCAGAAGCUGAUGCUCAGUGGUUGUGAUCCAUUGCCUCGGAGGAGGUGCUUGACUAGAGCCUCCAAGGUCUACCAGAAGCCAUACCCCAUCAAUGAGUCCCUUUGGAAAAUCCCAGAUGACAGAAACGUGAGGUGGGGAAAUUAUCAGUGCAGAAACUUUCAAUGCUUGUCAAGUAAAAAUCCCAAGAGGGGUUAUUCAAAAUGCACUGGAUGUUUUGAAAUGGAGAAAGAAAAGCUCAAAUGGAUGUCAAAUAGCUCAACCCCUAUUGAUAUCCUGAUCAGUGAUGUCUUGGCCAUUAAGCCUGGGGAGAUAAGGAUUGGUUUGGACUUUGGGGUUAGUACAGGGAGUUUUGCAGCAAGGAUGAGAGAAAAGAAUGUCACAAUUAUCACAACUGCUCUCAACCUUGGCGCUCCUUUCAAUGAGAUGAUUGCACUCAGAGGCUUGGUUCCUCUCUAUCUUACAUUAAACCAAAGGCUUCCUUUCUUUGACAACACCAUGGAUUUGAUUCAUACCUCUGGAUUUCUUGAUGGUUGGAUAGAUUUGCUGUUGAUGGAUUUCAUAUUGUUCGACUGGGAUCGGAUUCUGAGGCCUGGAGGAUUGUUGUGGAUUGAGCGGUUUUUCUGCAACAGAAAGGAUUUAGAUGAUUUCAUGUACAUGUUUCUGCAGUUUAGGUACAAAAAACACAAGUGGGCUAUUUCACCUAAGUCAAAGGAUGAAGUCUACUUUUCUGCAUUGCUGGAGAAACCACCAAGAGCUAUAUGAUCAUCAUUGACUAUCUUAUAUCCUUUUUCGUUCUGAUUUUUUUCCCCGAAAAAAGUUGUAGUUUACAAAAUAUUUUGUUAAGAACUAAACCAUAAUGGUAAGGUAUUACAAAUGGGAUAUUUCUACCAACUCCAAGGAUGAAGCCACCUUUAUGCAGUUUGCUAGAGAAACCUCUAAGAGCUAUAUUUGUUCUUCUUUCUCAUGUUGAUAUUAUAUAAUCAAUAUUCAUACUUUGUCAAGAAGAUCUGAUUCAUAAUGUCAAGGUAUCACAAAACACAGCUUCCCUUUUCUGUUUCUAGUUAUGUAACACUGCACUCUUUUAUCACCAUAUUGGUGUACUUUCAUUUUUUUGGUAACUGUGAUGGAAAUUUCUAUUAUGAUAGAUAUAGAACCUAUUUCUAUGCAUG
Molecule: messenger RNA, 2328 nt
Organism: Humulus lupulus (European hop)
Lineage: Eukaryota; Viridiplantae; Streptophyta; Magnoliopsida; Rosales; Cannabaceae
Product: probable methyltransferase At1g29790
Exons: 2
Coding region: 503-1921 (472 amino acids)
Molecular function (GO): methyltransferase activity
Source: RefSeq, a predicted model, not a curated record